UGUUUUUAAGCAUUUAUUUUCAGAGUUAUUAGUUUGUAAAAUGACGGAUGAUAUCCAGGGUUCCGUAGAAACUGUUCCUAAAGACCUCAGACAGCUGAGAGCAUGCUUAGUUUGUUCGUUAGUUAAAACAUUCGAUCAGUUUGAAUCGGAUGGAUGUGACAACUGUGAGAAUUUCCUUCACUUGAAGCGAAACCGCGACAAUGUUUACGAUUGCACCAGCGCUACCUUUGAUGGAAUGAUCGCCGCCUGUAAGCCCAGGGAUAGCUGGGUCUGUAAGUGGCAAAGAAUAAAAGAUUAUGUACCUGGUAUCUACGGAAUUUCUGUACAGGGUCGUCUGCCAACUCAGAUUAUCCGUGACCUGCGCGCUGUUGGUAUUGUGUACAAGAGCAGAGAUACAAGCAAACAGUAGAAACUAUUCUGCACCCUGCAACCCUUAUCAUUCAUUAGUUUAUACUUAUCAUACUUCUCUUUUAUAAAAAGAUUACUUCAUGUUCAUAUUUAGAAUUCAAAUUCUUUGUUAACGCUUCGUUGCUAUUUUCAUUCAUGUUUUCACUUUUCAGA
This is a messenger RNA of Eurytemora carolleeae, 561 nucleotides long. It is a transcript of the gene spt4, whose product is annotated as transcription elongation factor SPT4-A. The transcript has 4 exons. Gene Ontology annotation, molecular function: RNA polymerase II complex binding; zinc ion binding. Gene Ontology annotation, biological process: regulation of transcription elongation by RNA polymerase II; positive regulation of DNA-templated transcription, elongation; chromatin organization. The record is from RefSeq and is a predicted model, not a curated record. Gene Ontology annotation, cellular component: DSIF complex; nucleus. Lineage: Eukaryota; Metazoa; Arthropoda; Copepoda; Calanoida; Temoridae. The coding region runs from base 41 to 409 and encodes 122 amino acids.